Bradysia coprophila is the source of this 1397-nucleotide messenger RNA. Its product is annotated as prostatic acid phosphatase-like. NCBI's taxonomy places the organism in Eukaryota, Metazoa, Arthropoda, Insecta, Diptera, Sciaridae. The record is from RefSeq and is a predicted model, not a curated record. Gene Ontology annotation, biological process: dephosphorylation. Gene Ontology annotation, molecular function: phosphatase activity.
UUGGUGUCUGAUAACAAAGUGUCUUUCAAUUGAGAUUAUCAAGAGAUAGAUGAUUUUGUUGUGUUCGAAGUAACCUUCAAUGAACCGCUAGCGUUUUUAUUUAAAUUCAAUAUUCCUAUUGUUCAAAAGUGAAACUAUCAGCUACUUAUCAACUACUUAUAGUUUGUCACGGACGACAGAGCGAUAAUUAUGGCUUACUGUCUUCCCUAUUGUGUGUUUAUCUUUGCGAUUUUUAUAAUGUCGAUAUGCGUUUGGUUGGGCAUCGAAAAUUCACCGGAUCUGGAUCUUGGUGAAAAUAAGAGGAACUCAGAAGCUGAUGGGGAGUUAGUGUUUGUUCAUGUGCUUUAUCGUCAUGGUGAUAGAAAUCCAGUAAUGUCCACACCAGGUAGUAAAUACACUGAUCUUUCUUACUGGCCCGAAGGAUGGGGACAGUUGACUACUUUGGGAAUACAACAAGAAUACUCGCUCGGCCAAUGGUUGCGGCGUAGAUACAAUAACUUUCUCAGUGAAGUAUACCAUGCCAAUGACAUUUAUGUGCGAUCAUCCGACGUGGAUCGAACUAUAAUGAGUGCACAGAGUGUAUUGGCCGGGCUGUAUCCACCUCACGGGAAACAAAUGUGGAAGAAAAAUUUCUUCUGGCAACCGAUACCGGUACAUACUGUACCGGCAAGUAUGGAUUAUUUGAUCGCAACAAAUGUGCCCAACUGUUCGUCGUAUGAAAAUGCGAUGAAGCAGUACUUAGCCUCGGAUGAGAUGGAAAAAUAUUAUCAUUCGAUUCAGCCGAUUUUCGACUAUCUGACUUUGCACAUUGGAAAAAACAUCAGCACCUACGGCGAGCUGACGGUCACACGAGAUACAUGGAUUUGUGAGACCACUCACAAGUACAAACUUCCUCAAUGGGUCGGGAAACUUUACCCGAACAACGAUGAUUUCGAACGAGCCGCUAUGACAUAUUACACACUUUCCAGCGGAACAAAAUUCCUGUCAAAAUUUUCCAUCGGAUUUUUCCUCAAGGACAUUCUCGACCGUUUCACGUCGAAAAUUCAAAAUACUUUAACACCGAACCGCAAAAUGUGGAUGUACAGCUCGCACGACUUGACUGCAUUCAGUUUUUUGCGUUCACUGAAACUUUUAGAAAAUCAGUACGUGCCGUAUGCUGCAGCUAUUACUUUGGAAUUGCGAAAAAUUGGAAAUGAACACAUUGUUCAGAUAUUUUACAAAAACUCCGACAAAAAUCCAGGACCAAUUGAUAUACCUGGAUGUGGAACCGCCUGUCCGUUAUCGAAAAUGUACGAAAUUUAUGAUGAUAUCAUACCGAAAAAUGAUUUCGAUACUGAAUGUCUCAUACCGGAAGAGGCGGACACGAGGACAGAUACUUAACUCAAAUUGGAUACAAU